Strongyloides ratti is the source of this 591-nucleotide messenger RNA. Its product is annotated as Suppressor of G2 allele of SKP1 homolog. Gene Ontology annotation, molecular function: protein-folding chaperone binding. The coding region runs from base 1 to 591 and encodes 196 amino acids. The record is from RefSeq and is a predicted model, not a curated record. The transcript has 2 exons. NCBI's taxonomy places the organism in Eukaryota, Metazoa, Nematoda, Chromadorea, Rhabditida, Strongyloididae. Gene Ontology annotation, biological process: protein stabilization.
AUGGAGAUGACGUCUUUGCCAAAAUUUGAUUGGUAUCAAAAUGAAAACCUCGUUACGAUUACAAUUUUGAAACAGGGAACUUCCGUUGUUGAUUGUACUUUCUCAUAUGACUUUGACGAUAAUAGUCUUAUUGUUAAAUACAAGGAUGAAAUAAUCUUUGAAUCUAAAUUGUAUGACAAAAUAGAUUUUUCCAAAACAACUUUGAAAUGUACAAGAAGCAGAAUUGAAGUAAAAUUGGUAAAAUUAAAUGGUACACAUUGGUCGUCAUUAUCUCCAUUACCUGGUCCAGCUCCUAUAGUAUUCAAGGCAGCCAAGGAAAAACCAGUUGAAGUUAAACCUAAAAAAGAAAGGAAUUGGGAUGCUAUUGAAAAGGAAGUAAUAGCAGAAGAGGAGAAUGAUAGCAAAGAUGACAUUAAUCGCUUAUUCCAAAAAAUUUAUGAAAGUAGCAAUGAUGAUACAAAAAAAGCGAUGAUAAAAUCUUUCUCUGAGUCUAAUGGAACUGUUUUGAGUACUAAUUGGGAUGAAGUUAAAAAGGGAAAAGUUGAAACAAAACCACCAGAUGAUAUGGAGUUUGUUAAAUACCCUACAUAA